AUGCUAAAUAGCUUAUCUACAGCCAUUUGCAUUUUUUGAUCAUCUUUUGGCUUUUCAGAUAAUAAAUGCGAAUUUUUCUUUACGAUAUCCAUUUCUUCAAUAACAAUCCUUGGCUUUUUGAUCAAUGCUUCUGAGUAUCUAAUAGGUUUUUCAUCAAUCAAACACUGAAUAAUAGACAAAGGUUUAAUAAUCGUUGUGAAAAUAGAUCUAGAAACUCCUUUAAUAUCACUAUCUCUAGUAUUUGAGAACCAUUUAAAUAGAGCAAGUUUCGCAAACUCUUCUCUCUUUUGUGAGACUGCUGAAAAAUGCCUUGCAAUGGCUCCUAUUUUCUUUGUAGUUUCGUCUUGAUAG
Messenger RNA from Blepharisma stoltei, 351 nucleotides. The record is from the annotation of a GenBank genome assembly. NCBI's taxonomy places the organism in Eukaryota, Ciliophora, Heterotrichea, Heterotrichida, Blepharismidae.